This is a messenger RNA of Gadus chalcogrammus (walleye pollock), 3998 nucleotides long. RefSeq names its product whirlin a (gene whrna). The transcript is spliced from 14 exons. Gene Ontology annotation, molecular function: protein binding. The coding region runs from base 889 to 3942 and encodes 1017 amino acids. Lineage: Eukaryota; Metazoa; Chordata; Actinopteri; Gadiformes; Gadidae. The record is from RefSeq and is a predicted model, not a curated record. Gene Ontology annotation, cellular component: stereocilia ankle link complex; photoreceptor inner segment; stereocilium tip. Gene Ontology annotation, biological process: sensory perception of sound; auditory receptor cell stereocilium organization.
CUGGGGAGCUCGAGAGGACUGUGUCGUCGAGCAGGUCAUCUGGAAGGAUCGCAACGAAACUCAAAACACAAACGCCAUUUUAACGUAUAUUGCUUGCCCUCUACUUACAAUACCACUUGGGAUUAAUGUGGAUAUUCUGAAAACUGGAUUUACCAAGAGGAACUACAAGGAAAGACGAUGAGGAUAUCAACUUGGGAGCGUUUGCAGACCCUCGAAUGAGAAUAGUAACUUUUUAUCGGGACGAAGAGGAUAUUUAUAAUCGUGUCACCGUGUGAUCGAUCUUGCGUAACUUUAUACUUAGGGCUAUUCCUGUUUUAUAGACAACGAAGGUUGUUUUUUUUUAGCUGCACCGGCGCUCUCCUUUCACGCGCCUGUUGACGGCGCGUGGCGGAGACACCGGAGAAGCUUCGGCUUGCGCCAGCUACCGGAGAAGGACCGGCUCGCGCCAGCCACCUGACCUCUGUACAGGAAAACAAGUGCUUGCUUAAUGAAACAGGCCGGUGGUUCUUGUCUAUUAUAUCCACGUUUAUUUCUCGACAUGGGCUACUUGUUGUUUACGGUUUGAAGGCUAAACUUCUCACGCGAAAGGAUUAACGUCACAAGUUCGAGCGUUUCCAUAGUGACAUAGUCGAUUUAUGUUAAUUAGCCGUUGGAUAUAGAUUUCGCGUAAUUUAUAGAAUGUAAACGUUUGUAUGGUGGAGUUUGAAGGUUGAACCGUUUUUGGUUGUUUUGUUUUGAACCACUUUAACCGCAUCAGACGUCCUCAAGCUGUCACUAUGGCCAGAAGCACGGUGCUACUUCACCCCCCCCUCGAGCAGCGGCUCCAUGCCUAGUGAGUAACCGCUCCGGUGCGGCGGGCCGUGGCCCUGCGGCGGGAAGACCGCCGGCAUGAGCAGCAUGGAUCUCGAGCGCAUGUCGCUCAGCUCCUCGGCCAACUCCGUCGCCUCGAGUGCCCGGACACUGUCGGCCAACGUGAAGAAGCUCCACAACGCCUUGAACCUCCUGCUCAACGAGUUCGAGAGGGAGCAGUUCAUCCACUGCCUCAACGUGUACCACUCCAAGCGCAACGUGUACGACCUGGUGCAGACCCUCAAGAUCAUCCUGAACGCGCCGAGCAAACGCCAACUUCUGCCCAUGCUCCGGCUGGUCAUCCCCCGCUCGGACCAGCUGCUGUUCGACCAGUACACCUCGGAGGGUCUCUACCUGAAAUCGGAUUUAGUUGCGAGCAACGGGACCCUGGAGCCCCCGAACGACUUGGCCAGUGGGAGCUCGACCCCGACCUCUCCACCAGCGCGGGAUGUGCCUUCGCCAAACAUCCCCCGCGAGUCCAAAGUGGCGCUGCGAGGCUCUCCGGAUAGUUUCAGCACUAGCAGCGAGGGGACAGCUCCCCUCGUGCCGCUGCUCGGUAAAAACUUUGUCCACGAGCCUCCCGGGGAGGUGCGCCAUGUGAUCAUGAAGCGGCACAAGAGCAACGAGGGUCUGGGGUUCAGCAUUCGCGGGGGCUCGGAGCACGGGGUGGGCAUCUACGUGUCCCUCGUGGAGCCCGGGUCUCUCGCCGAGAAGGAGGGUCUUCGGAUCGGGGAUCAGAUCAUGAAGGUCAACGACAAAGUGUUCGACAAGGUGACCCACGCAGAAGCUGUUAAGGUGCUGAAGGGCACCAAGAAGCUGUCACUGCACGUGCGUUCGGUGGGCCGCAUCCCGGGGGGCUACGUCACCAACCACGUGUACACCUGGGUGGACCCCCAGGGCCGCGGGGUCUCCCCUCCCCCCGACCUCCCUGAGCACCGCAGCAACACCCUGCGGCGCAGCGACGGCCAGCGGCGCAGCGACAUGGCGCUGCUGCAGGACGGCGACGAGAAGAAGGUGAACCUGGUGCUGGAUGACGGGCGGUCUCUGGGCCUGAUGAUCCGGGGCGGGGCAGAGUACGCUCUGGGGAUAUACAUCACCGGGGUGGACCAGGGGUCUGCUGCAGAGUGCGGAGGACUCAAGCCCAGCCCCGGAUCCCACGGCCCGCAACCGGCUCCAACACCCCCCUACUGGCCUCUCUGUCUCCCCUCCCCCGACUCUCCCUCCCCCGGCUCCCCCCCCUCCCACCAGGUGGGCGACCAGAUCCUGGAGGUGAACGGGCGCAGCUUCCUGGGCAUCCCCCACGACGACGCGGUGCGCGUGCUCAAGUCGUCGCGCCACCUGAUGAUGACGGUGAAGGACGUGGGCCGGCUGCCGCACGCCCGCACCGUGGUGGGAGAGACCAAGUGGAUCGCCAGCUCCCAGAUCUCCGAGACCUCCACCACCAGCAGCCUGGCGGGUGUUUCCAUGGACCAGGGAGCCUCCGCAGCCGGAAAGCCGGUGUUCUACAAGGGCGUGGCGGGCUCCCAGGUGACCCUGACCAGCGUGGUGAACCAGCCGCGGGCCAUGCUGGAGGAGCAGGCCCGCCACCUGCUGACGGAGGCGGAGCGGCAGACCAUGGGCUACUACGUGGAGGAGUACCGCGACGGGCACAUCGCCGUGGAGCCGCUGGUCAUGGCUCUGUUCGAGCUGCUCAACACACACGCUAAGUUCUCCCUGCUCUCAGAGGUGCGCGGCCUGGUCACUCCCCAGGAUUUGGAGCGCUUCGACGGGCUGGUGUUGCGCCGCGAGAUCCAGGCUCUGAAGGGCCGCCAGGGCCCCGCCGGAGCCCCGGGCCUCCACCCAGACUCCCAGUCCAUGGUGUCCUACCCCGACACGCUGACCUCCUCCUCCGCCAGCUUCAUGACCAACACCACCCUAAGCUCUGCCCGGGAGAGGUUGCUCUGGCUCAUAGAUAUGAUGGAGAACGACAGUGUGGCGGACAGUGAGAGGGACACUCUGGAGAGUUCAGAAACUCUGCUGCCAGACAUCUCGUUGGACGACGUCGACUCGUCCACACCCGAGCCCCCCCCCUCCUUUAAGCCACCGCCCCCCCCCGGGGUUCAGAGGAAACCCAGCCGGAGGGAUAAGGUGGACAAGCGCACUUCCUCCGAGUCCGCCCAAUCAGACGGCCUUUACUUCACCGCGCCCGCCUCCCGCAACCACCACGCCCCCCCCUCCCCCUCGCCGCUCCCCCCCCACCGAACCGCCCGUAGAGACUCCUCCCACCAGUACGCCACCGUCCAGAGGAAAGGCCCCUCCCUCCCGCCCAUCGCGGCCCAGCUGGCCAUGGUCCACCGCCACCACAUCGGGCCCUUCCCCAGGGUCCAGUCCCCCACCAGGGGCCCUCAGCCCUCCCCCAGGUCCCCAUCCACACCACCUCCUCCUCCGCCUCCUCCGCUCCCUGCUCCAGCCCCGCCUCAUCCGCCACCACCUCCACCCUCUCAUCCUCCGCCCCACACCCCACAGACCAAGGCCUCGGCCAAGACCUCCCCCAAAGCCCGGUUUGUGACGGUGGAGCUCCACCGGCAGAACGCGGAGCCAGACCUCAACGAAGUGCGCCCCCUGCCCCAGCCUGGAGGUGGGACCCUGGCCCAGCAGUCGGACGGGGGUCAGACCCUGAGUGAGGACAGUGGGGUGGACCUCCCGGAGUCUCAGGGCCACACUAGUAAGGACGGCCCCGGCCGCCCCGCAUGCAUACGCCCCCCACAGGGCGGCCCGGGGGGGGCGGGGGAGCACACUCCCAGACCGCCGGGUCUGCUGGAUCCCACCUCCCAACUGGUGAGGGUCGGGAAGAGCGCUACCACGCUGGGGAUCGCCAUCGAGGGAGGAGCCAACACACGCCAACCCCUGCCCCGUAUCGUCACCAUCCAGAGGGGUGGGUCGGCCCACAACUGCGGCCAGCUGCGGGUGGGUCAGGUGAUCCUGGAGGUGAACGGGGUUUCCCUCAGGGGCCGGGAGCACCGGGACGCGGCGCGCCUCAUCGCCGAGGCCUUCAAGAACAAAGAGCGCGACCACGUGGACUUCCUGGUGACAGAGUUCAACGUAGCGCUAUAGCUUGGAGAGGACGAGGAGCGGUGCUGAAGGGAAGUCGAAUGAGUCUCACUCCCCUA